CACCCCUUUCUGAACAGACAAGAAAGAAACAGGAACAGUUACUUCAUUCUGUUCCUGACACAUGAUGGAUCUGCGUGUCUCUGUUGUUCUUCUGUUCAUUUUUCUCACUGGAGGAUACUCUCUGAAGUGUUACAAGUGCAUAUCUGCUCAGACGGGUUCCUGUAAUGCAGUAGAGGAGACAUGUGGAGAUGGAAUGUCCAAAUGUGAAAGCAAAACAGUAGAACAAUCCAUUGGUUCCAAUAAGGUGUCUAUCACAACUAAACGGUGUUCAGCUACAUGUGAAGCUGGGACCCAACAGGCCCUGACUGGGUCAGUAACUACCCAGUGCUGUAACACUGACCUCUGCAAUGCUGCAGAUGGCGUGUAUAAGGGAAGCUUCCUGCUUCUGUUGUCUCCUCUGCUCUUCUACUUCCUGUUUCAGUGAAUCCAGCUGCGCUUGUCAAUCAUGAAAAUGUGCUUUUGGCUGUUCAAUUAUAUGGUUAACCAAUCAAAUAAUUGAAAUGCUUAAAACAAUAUAAC
This is a messenger RNA of Carassius carassius (crucian carp), 519 nucleotides long. Its product is annotated as lymphocyte antigen 6F. NCBI's taxonomy places the organism in Eukaryota, Metazoa, Chordata, Actinopteri, Cypriniformes, Cyprinidae. Bases 62 to 424 code for a protein of 120 amino acids. The transcript is spliced from 5 exons. The record is from RefSeq and is a predicted model, not a curated record.